Molecule: messenger RNA, 1518 nt
Organism: Glarea lozoyensis ATCC 20868
Lineage: Eukaryota; Fungi; Ascomycota; Leotiomycetes; Helotiales; Helotiaceae
Product: PLP-dependent transferase
Exons: 2
Coding region: 1-1518 (505 amino acids)
Biological process (GO): GABA catabolic process
Cellular component (GO): mitochondrion
Molecular function (GO): pyridoxal phosphate binding
Source: RefSeq, a predicted model, not a curated record
AUGGCUUCCCUCCGCGCAGCAGCGCGAUUACGUCCACUCGCCUCGCGACUUCAUCCUCAAACCACACGACACUACGCAUCGGCCGCCGCAGCAAAAGCCUCCUCCUCCUCCCCUUCCAGCGAAUCUCCAUUCUUCCCUGACGAACCGGCUGGACCGACAGUCAAGACUGCUAUUCCAGGUCCGCAGAGCAAGAAAGCGAUUGAAGAUUUGGACAAGGUGUUUGAUACGCGGAGUUUGAACAUGUUGGCGGAUUAUACCCAGAGUUUUGGCAACUACAUUGCUGAUCCAGAUGGAAAUGUUCUGCUUGAUGUAUAUGCUCAAAUUGCUUCCAUCCCAGUCGGAUACAGCAAUCCUCAUCUCCUUGAAGUAGCCGCUUCUAAAGCAAUGGCAUCCGCGAUCAUCAAUCGACCAGCCCUUGGGAACUUCCCCUCCCAUGACUGGGCAUCUAUUCUGCGAACUGGCAUUCUCAAAGUCGCGCCAAAAGGUCUCGAUCAGGUUUUCACUGCAAUGGCUGGAUCCGAUGCAAACGAAACGGCCUAUAAAGCAGCAUUCAUGUACCGUCGCCAACAAGAACGAGGUGGUGCCCACGUAGAAUUCAGCGCCGAAGAUAUCGCUUCCAGCAUGAACAAUCAAGCCCCAGGAGCACCUCAGCUCUCUAUCCUCUCCUUUAAAACUGCCUUCCACGGCCGUUUGUUCGGUUCUCUAUCCACCACCCGCUCCAAACCAAUUCACAAACUCGAUAUCCCCGCCUUUGACUGGCCACAAGCCACCUUCCCACUUCUAAAAUACCCCCUGGAAGAUCACAUCCAAGAAAACCAAAAAGCCGAAGCCGAAGCCCUAGCAGACGUCGAGCGCCUAAUCACAACCCAUCAUCUCCCCCCAUGUGCCGUCGUAAUCGAACCCAUCCAGUCCGAAGGUGGUGACAAUCACGCUUCCCCAGCAUUCUUCCAAGGCCUUCGCACUCUUACAAAAAAACAUAACGUCCUCCUCAUCGUCGACGAAGUCCAGACUGGUGUCGGCGCCACCGGCAAGUUCUGGGCCCACGAGCACUGGAACCUAGAUUCCCCACCUGACAUGGUGACAUUCAGCAAGAAAGCCCAAACAGCAGGAUACUACUUUGGCAACCCAGACCUCCGCCCAAACAAACCAUAUCGUCAAUUCAACACCUGGAUGGGUGACCCUGCUCGCGCCAUCCUAUUCCGCGGCAUCAUCGAGGAAAUUGAACGUCUUGAUCUCGUCAGCAACACGAAGAAUGUGGGUGAGUAUUUGUAUAAUGGUCUCGAAGACCUGGCUAAGAAGUACCCUGGGGAAUUCAUGAAUCUGAGAGGGAAGGGCCAGGGUACGUUCAUUGCGUUUGACAGUCCGAGACGCGAUGAUGUGUUGAGGAAGAUGAAGAGCGUGGGUGUUAAUAUUGGCGGGUCUGGCGAGAAGGCUGUGCGGUUGAGACCGAUGUUGAUUUUCCAAAAGCAUCACGCGGAUAUUUUGUUGGAUGGGUUAGAGAAGGUUGUUAGUGCUUAA